AUUUUGAUUCAUUUUUUUUUUGUCAAACAUUCCAUUUUUUUUCAAUUGAUAAUCAUCAUUAUCAUCCAAAAACGUAACUAUCAUGUCGAACGUAAAACAACAACGACGAGGUGUACUAUUUGUUUGCCUUGGUAAUAUUUGUCGUUCACCAAUUGCUGAAACUGUUUUUCAAAGUUUAAUUGAACAAAGAAAUUUAACAGAUAAAUGGUUUUGUGAUAGUGCAGCAACCAGUUCAUAUCAUACAGGUGAUUUACCGGAUUAUCGUGCUAUACAGGUACUGAAAGAACAUGGCCUGCAAACUGAACAUCGAGCACGUAAAUUAACCAAAGAAGAUUUCAAUAAAUUUGAAUGGAUUUUCGGUAUGGAUGAAAGUAAUAUCAGUAAUAUCAAACGAAUGUCACCAUCAAAUUCACAAGCAAAAAUUGAAUUACUUGGAUCUUAUGAUCCUGAAGGUCAAUCGAUUAUUGAAGAUCCUUAUUAUCAAGGUGGAAUUGAUGGAUUUAUUGCAAAUUAUAAUCAAUGUUUACGUUGUUGUCAAGCAUUUCUUGAUAAAAUGAAUUGAAUUUUUAUUUUAUUU
Dermatophagoides pteronyssinus (European house dust mite) is the source of this 577-nucleotide messenger RNA. RefSeq names its product low molecular weight phosphotyrosine protein phosphatase-like. The record is from RefSeq and is a predicted model, not a curated record. Gene Ontology annotation, cellular component: cytoplasm. Gene Ontology annotation, biological process: protein dephosphorylation. Lineage: Eukaryota; Metazoa; Arthropoda; Arachnida; Sarcoptiformes; Pyroglyphidae. Gene Ontology annotation, molecular function: non-membrane spanning protein tyrosine phosphatase activity; acid phosphatase activity.